Molecule: messenger RNA, 1850 nt
Organism: Trifolium pratense (red clover)
Lineage: Eukaryota; Viridiplantae; Streptophyta; Magnoliopsida; Fabales; Fabaceae
Product: cysteine proteinase RD21A-like
Exons: 5
Coding region: 112-1536 (474 amino acids)
Cellular component (GO): lysosome
Molecular function (GO): cysteine-type endopeptidase activity
Source: RefSeq, a predicted model, not a curated record
AAUUUAAAAUUAAAUCCAAUUUCCAAUUUCCCACUCCUCACAUCUUUAUAAGGUCCAAGUUCACUGCACCUUUUUCAUCAUUCUAACCCUUUUCAUCUUCCUCCUCCAAAAAUGGGUUCCACAACUCUAUCACCAUCCAUGAAGCUCACGAUCUUUCUCAUCUUUCUAACUUUCACAGUUUCACUAGCCUUAGACAUGUCAAUCAUUUCCUACGACAAAACUCACCCUGACAAAUCAACCAAAAGAACCGAUAACGAAGUGAUGAACAUGUACGAAGAGUGGUUAGUGAAACACGGAAAAUCAUACAACGGUUUAGGUGAGAAAGAUAAGAGAUUUGAGAUCUUUAAAGACAACCUUAAUUUCAUCGAUGAACAUAACGGUUUGAAUUUGAGUUAUAAAUUGGGGUUGAACCGGUUCGCCGAUCUAACAAAUGAAGAAUUCCGAGCCAAGUUUUUGGGAACAAAAAUGGAUCCGAACCGGAGGAUGAAGAAGGUGGGUGGUUCAAGAAACAAUAGAUAUGCGCCACGUGUCGGUGAUAAAUUGCCUGAAUCUGUUGAUUGGAGAAAAGAAGGUGCUGUUGUUGGAGUCAAAGAUCAAGGAGGCUGUGGGAGUUGUUGGGCAUUCUCAGCAGUUGCUGCAGUAGAAGGAAUAAAUCAGAUUGUGACAGGAGACCUAAUUUCAUUAUCAGAACAAGAAUUGGUGGACUGUGAUACAUCAUACAAUGAAGGAUGCAAUGGUGGACUUAUGGACUACGCCUUCGAGUUCAUCAUCAACAAUGGUGGCAUUGACACUGAAGAGGAUUACCCCUAUCGUGCUAUUGAUGGUAGAUGUGACCAGAGCAGGAAAAAUGCUAAAGUUGUUACAAUUGAUGACUAUGAAGAUGUUCCUGCCUAUGAUGAAUUGGCCUUGCAAAAGGCUGUUGCAAAUCAGCCUAUUGCCGUUGCUAUUGAAGGUGGCGGUAGGGAAUUCCAGUUAUAUGAAUCUGGAGUAUUUACCGGUAGAUGUGGAACAGCACUAGACCAUGGUGUUGCAGCUGUUGGUUACGGCACAGCUAAUGGUAAAGACUAUUGGAUUGUUAGGAAUUCCUGGGGUAGUACCUGGGGAGAAGCCGGUUACAUCAGACUUGAACGUAAUCUAGCUUCAAGCAGAUCAGGAAAGUGUGGAAUUGCAAUCGAGCCAUCUUAUCCAAUUAAGAAUGGAGAGAAUCCCCCUAACCCGGGACCAUCACCACCUUCACCUGUGAAGCCACCAUCUGUCUGUGACAGUUACUAUAGCUGUGCUGAAGGAUCCACUUGUUGCUGUAUUUAUGAGUAUGGAAAAUCUUGCUUUGAGUGGGGAUGCUGUCCUCUUGAAUCCGCUACUUGCUGUGAUGAUCACUACAGUUGCUGCCCUCAUGAGUAUCCUGUCUGUGACAUUUAUGCUGGACUUUGUCUUAAGAGCAAGAACAACCCAUUAGGAGUGAAGUUAUUCAAACGAACUCCUGCCAAACCCAACUUGGCCAUUGGAGGUAAGAACAAGAUCAGCACCACUGCUUAAGUUGUUGAAGCGAAAAUGUACGUGCUGAAAAAGAAUACGAGGAAUUCAGAGGAAGAUGAAGAGGACUAAAACACUAGCUGAUGCCCUUUUCCUUUGCUUUCAUGACAAUGCAUGUACAACAUCAUAUUUGUUCGCUAUUUUAUGAAACAAACUGAUACAUUAAAUCAAAUUUCAGUCACACACAUUGACUGUGUACAUAACUAUGCAUUGUAUUUCUAUUCAAAUUCCAAACCAAGAACUUACUUGAUUAUUGUACUUUUCAUCUUCUGUAAAUUAUCUGAUGAUCAUUCAGUAAUGCUUGGAUCUAUCCCAUA